AUGGAACCUUUACGCCUUAAGCCACGCCUGCCGGCGGCGGAGCCCGACAUCGAGAACUGGGACGAUGACGACUUCCAGAUUGAGUCCGACGACCUCACCUUUCGGAACACCUCCGCCUCCACCAAUGUAGCCCCGGCACGCCGUGAUUCCGCAUCAUCGCAUAUGUCUCUUCGUUCCGAACUUGAAUCCAUCAUGGACGAGGAGACGCACGUACACGUCCCGGGCGACGACGAAAAGUCAACCAUGGACGCUAUCGCCGCAGCCACACAGGCUGGCAUUCCGAUACCAAAGAACGUACCAUCAUCCGCCCUCAUGGGCGGCACUAUUAAACGACUAGGCGGACGGAAGAUCAAGAAGAUUAUUCAGGAUGACUGGGAGGACGACUUGGUGCUGCCAGAUUCGACACAGGGACUUCGCAUUAAGCCUCAGGACGCCUCCAAGUUCCCUGAUAUGCUGAGGCAAGUUAGUAGCGGCUCUAACCAAACCAGCCCUACAAAGCCCAUGAAGACCCCUCCGGCUGUUUCGCUACUGGACAGGAGAGAGUCGACAGACCGGAGAGAGUCGAUGGAGUCGAGGACGAGCACGUUGUCGGGUGCUAUCAACUUGGACCGAUUCCGCGACAACGACGAUGACGAUGACUUCUUCGGUGAUGGAUCGGAGACUAUUAAAGUUUCCAAGACUCGUCCACCCAAACCCAUUUCACUCAUCACUCCCCCAACCCCUUCAAGAAGCAACGACAAGCCGUUGGAUGACGACUUUGAAAAUGACUUUGAGCUGCCUAUGGAUGGCAAGUUGAGGCUCUCAACUCGCAAAGACAUUCCGAAGACCCCAUCAACACAGGCCGAUGACCUGGAUUGGGGGGAGGGAAGCCUUGGAACACGCUAUGGAGGCACUCGCAGAGACGCUCGCUCUAACAGAAGCUCGUCUGUAUCUGCCAUGAGCCCCAGCGUGUCGAGCUCAUUCACGGCAGAGAGUGAGGAUGAGACUUUUGAUGGUCUCAUCCUGCCCAGCGGCCCCGUCAACUUCAAUGAGAGACUCAACAGAAGAAAGCUCAGUCGGUCACCUGUACGACUGGUUGAGGAAGAGCCGCCCAACCUGAAGACACCCAAAGCCGAAAUCGAGGCAGAAGAUCUAUUGGACGGUCUCGACGUCGGCGACGGCGACGUGUUCAACCCAGGCAAGCUUACGCUGCACCGCAACAUUCGACUCAACAACAACCGCCCUCCCAGUCCGGCACGUCCCAAGACCGCUGUAUCUCUUACCUUUUCAAACAAAGCGGCACCAUCGCGGCUCCCGCGGCCAAGUCAUGAGCGGACCAUGUCUGCACUGGAACCCGUAUCUGAAAGCGGUGGGCCCAUCCUCUCCCGCUCGCGAAGGUCUCAGUCUCGCCUCGGUCACCAGUCUCAGUCCUCGGUCACCAGCGUCCACAGCAUGCCGACUCCUACUACGCCUUCUCCUCUGCUCCCUGCUACUCCUCGGAGAAGAGAGCUUGGCUCAAAGACAUCGGCUACAUCACUACGCAAUGAGCCUACAACGACGAACUCGCAGCUGUUGAGGUUUAAGCGGUCCCUCCCAGCCAUGAAGCCGUCUCAUUCACCCGCUAAGCCCGGCGUGUCGCGAUUUGACAGGCCGCCUUCGAGAACUGAGGGCAACCGCCAGCAAUCAGGUGUGCGCCCGAAAACACCAGUCGAGAGGACCCGCCCUUCCACGACAGAGAGCUAUGCUGCUCAGCAACGACGGCCGUUCCUCCCUGCUGGGGCUUCACAAUCCCAGUCGCAGCACGUGACUACGAAAACUUCUCGCACGUUCCGGCGCCAUGAUUCCGAGAAUGCUCUGGACUUGCGGCCGACGUCGAGAGCCUUCUCCAGAUCGACGAUCCGUUCGCCUAGUCCUAAGAGACUCAAUCGCCAUUCGGAUCAUAUUACCGGCGAUGCUUUUUCCAGCCUGUCUUUCCGGAACAUGACCAAGCCUCACCGGAGCCGAAAUUUCGGUGAUGGUCAUGAACUGGACGGAUUUGAUGACUUGCCCACGUCGGCUCAGUCAGAGGCCAAAUUUAUCCGACAUCCUGUCAAGGCGCCGAUUCGCAACAAAAUUUACCAAACUUUGCAGGCCGAUCGGACUAGCACACCGUCCCCGGCCCCAGCAUCGUUUUCCUCCCCUGCGAAAUCGGAUUACACGCCCCAUUUUGCCCGUGAUACCCAGGCUAGCCGAAUCGCUCGGGAGACCUCGCUUGCCCAGCGAGCUCCAUCAGGCCCACUGGCGCCUCUCACUUCGUCACGCGUCUCGCAACUGUCGUCGUCGAGAAACAAUUUCAGCCCCGGGAUGCCGCAGCCUUCGGUACGAUCAAAGAAGAAGAGGAAUCCUCCUCAAUUGAAACCUCAUCUCAUUUCGAACAUGAACAAAGAGAAGACACCACAGCAUCUUCAGGGCAUGUUUUACAACCCCGACACGUACCGUUGGGAAGGCAACGAAAAUGUUCUGAACGCGUUCGACCCACCUUCGGCUUCGUCGCCAUCGACAGCAUCAUUACCACCUCACAUGAUGCGAGAUAAGGAAACGUCCACCACUCCCCGACCGGCUUUAAUUACGAACAUCAGCCACACGAAGGGCGUGCAGGUUGUGGGGGGAAUGGUCUUCGACCCUCAGAACAUGUGCUGGCUGAAGCUUGGUCCACAGACAAAUCCCAAGUCUGAAAUCUCCGAUCCCAUGGACGGCUUCAAUGCCCUAGAUGAUGACGAAGAUGUCUUCAAGGACAUCCCAGACCUCGAGGAAAAUAACCAGGGCGACUCAAAAGAUACCGGCCGCGUCAGCGAAGUUAAGGACGAGUGGCUGGUCGGCGAAGAGUUUGACGUCGGCCCAGAGUUUAUCCGCAGACAGCGGGAAGAAGAAGACCGGUGGAGGAAAAAGUGCGAGAAGUGGCUUGGUGUCGGCGACCGAGAUCGCGACGCUUGGCGAUGGGCGAUUCGCGACAUUCUACUAUACCAGAGGGCUGCCCAGUAG
Molecule: messenger RNA, 3000 nt
Organism: Colletotrichum karsti
Lineage: Eukaryota; Fungi; Ascomycota; Sordariomycetes; Glomerellales; Glomerellaceae
Product: cytokinesis regulator
Exons: 2
Coding region: 1-3000 (999 amino acids)
Biological process (GO): regulation of Ras protein signal transduction; mitotic spindle orientation checkpoint signaling
Cellular component (GO): SIN/MEN two-component GAP complex; mitotic spindle pole body
Molecular function (GO): GTPase activator activity
Source: RefSeq, a predicted model, not a curated record